Molecule: messenger RNA, 1227 nt
Organism: Pedinophyceae sp. YPF-701
Lineage: Eukaryota; Viridiplantae; Chlorophyta; Pedinophyceae
Source: the annotation of a GenBank genome assembly
AUGAAGGCGGCCGCAGUGAAGUGGCGGACCGACUGGGACAAGGACGUCAUCACAGGGAACUUCGCGAGGCGGAACUGGGUGCGGUGGAACCGCGAGACGGACGGUCCGGAUGGGUGGAACAUCCUGUGGGGUUCCGUCAACACGGUCCGCGACAUCUUCGCGGCGGACAGCGGGAUCCGGCUGAGUGAGAGCCAGAUCGUGAACCACUUCCCGAACCACCAGGAGCUCACCCGCAAGGACCUGAUGUACAAAAACUUGCGGCGGUACCGCAAGGAGUCGCGGAAACAGGGCAUGGACGACGCAGCGCUCUCCUUCACGCCGCUGACCUUCAUCCUGCCGCAGGACUGGCCGCUGUUCCUCGAGGAGGCGCGCCGGCGGCCGCAGUGCACGUGGAUCUUCAAACCUCAUGGGCGCGCGCAGGGGCGCGGGAUCUACCUCAUCAACAAGCUGUCGCAGCUCAAGAAGUACGAGUCGCGCGUGGGGGCGCGCGGCAACCUGGACACGUACGUCAUCUCGGAGUACCUCGACCGUCCGCUCCUGAUCGGCGGCAAGAAGUUCGACCUCCGCAUCUACGUCCUCGUGCACUCGUACCGCCCGCUGGUGGCCUACAUCUCCCGCGAAGGGUUCUGCCGGUUCUGCAGCGUCAAGUACUCGCGCGACGCAGCGGACAUCCGUAACGGCGAGAUGCACCUCACGAACGUCGCGCUGCAGCGCAACAGCGACGCGUACAACGCCGCGCACGGCAACAAGUGGCCCCUGAGUCAGCUGCUGUUGCAUCUGGAGCAGGCGCACGGGCCGGGGACGGGCCAGCGGCUGCAGAACAGCAUCGACUUCGUCGUCCUGCACUCCCUGCGCGCCGUCCAGGGCUCGGUCGACUCAAACAGGCACUGCUUCGAGCUCUACGGAUACGAUUUGAUGGUGGACGAUUCGCUGCGGGCAUGGCUCAUCGAGGCGAACGCGUCGCCGUCGCUCACGGCGACGACGCCCGAGGACCGCCGCAUGAAGGCGCGCGUGGUGCACGAGGCGCUGCAGAUCGUCGCGCCGGCCGACUGGCGCUCGCUGGAGAGCAGGUUCACCAAGGAGAUGCCGCGGCGCGUGGGGUCGUUCGAGCUGCUCUACGACGAGCGCGAGGAGCUCAAGGCGAAGAAGCAGCAGGCCAGGGAGGCGCUCGAGCGCGGGCGGCUCUCGUCGCGGUCCGAGCGGCGGUCGGGGGUGGUGCUGUGGUGA